GAUUGUCCAGCUAAGUGAAUGAAUCCCCCGCCAGAAAGACACACUUCGCUGAACUUUUUAUUCUUUUAUUCAUGUCUGGUUGUUUAUUGUAGGUGAAUUAAUCAUUGUUUAUGAGUUUAUUUCACGUAACUUCAAUUCAAAGUUAUUAAAGGUGAUGAAAGCACCACUUUUGAGAAUUAAUCAUAUGCAUCCUAUAUAGUAUAUGUGUACAGAAAACAAUAGACUUCAACCUUCGCCUACCAUGAAUUAUUUGACCCAUUGAAACACGAUCGGGUAUUAAUAUGUAGCUUUAUUUUAUACAAGUGAACAAUUUUCAAACAUUUUAUUUCAUGCUUGUGAACAGUGACAGUUGCAGAGUAACCGUAUGAAGUGGUAUCAUUUCGCAGCAUUUGUCGUCUCAGUGUCUCAUUUAAAUGUAUCAAAGAGUUAAAUGUUUCAAUAUGCAUAUGAUAUUUUCAAGGGUUGAUUUGUGUUUUAAUAAAAAAUGUCUACUUUAAGUCAACAACGAAAGUUAGUUGAACAACUUCGACAGGAAGCAAAUAUAAAUCGUCGUCCAGUCUCAGAAUGUGUACAAGAUAUGAUUGUUUAUAUGGAGCAGAAUAGAGAUAAGGAUUGUUUAGUCUCUGGAUUCGCUAGUAAAAAGGAUAAUCCAUUUCAAGAGAAAGGCGGUUGUACUGUGAUUUAG
Trichobilharzia regenti is the source of this 685-nucleotide messenger RNA. The record is from the annotation of a GenBank genome assembly. NCBI's taxonomy places the organism in Eukaryota, Metazoa, Platyhelminthes, Trematoda, Strigeidida, Schistosomatidae.